UUUUCUUCAGCAAAUUGUACGCGCGGCACACGGAGCACUUUUUGGUGGUGGUGUCGACAUAUAGGCGCGUAGUAAAUGUAUCUUUUUUCUCCGCCACAAACCGAUAUUUUUUGUAUUGUUUACUUAACUGUGGAGUGUGUGUGGUUGAAUGUCCAUCACCUCUCGGUACUCAAAAAGUGCUGAAACCAAUACGUGUCACUCGUGUGCCGUGAUUAGAAUUACGUUGAGCGGCAGUGUGUCGCAUGAAUCUCGGCGCAAACAAUAAUUAGCAUUUUUUGAUAGCACAAAACGAAACCAUGGCCGACGCUGUAGAGGAAGUGAUUGCACAGAUCCACGAGAACCUGACCCUGACCACAACCGUUGACGGGGCCGGCGAAGAAGGGGGCGCAACGAACGCAACCGGGAAAACUCCCUCGACUCCAGAAGGCAUGGCGCUAGCAUAUGGCACAUUGGUCGUGAUGGCCUUACUUCCCAUCUUCUUCGGCUCGUUGCGUUCGGUGAAGCAUCAUAAGGAGCAAUCGACGGCGUUUGCAAAAACUGGCGAAAAACCGGACACGAUGUCCUCUAAGGACGCAAUGAUGUUCCCCAUAAUGGCAUCGUGCGCCCUGUUCGGGCUGUAUAUGUUCUUCAAAAUCUUUUCGAAGGACAACAUCAACUACCUGCUGACGGGAUACUUUUUCAUUCUUGGUGAGAUGGCAUUAUCGCAUUUGCUCAGUCCGGUGAUUAGCUCACUGAUACCAGCCUCUAUACCCAAAAUUCCAUACCACCUGUCGUUCGUACAAGGGCCACAAGAGGGUGGUGAAAAAAAGAGCAAAGACAAGAAGUACCUCAUCGACUACCGGUUCUCCACGCACGACGUUGUGUGUUCUAUUGUGGCACUCAUCAUCAGUGUGUGGUAUCUGCUUCAAAAACACUGGAUCGCCAACAAUUUGUUGGGCCUGUCCUUCGCCGUCAAUGGCGUGGAGUUGCUGCAUCUGAACAACAUCGCUACCGGCUGCAUUCUAUUGUGCGGUCUAUUUGUGUACGACAUCUUCUGGGUAUUUGGAACAAAUGUGAUGGUCACGGUAGCGAAAUCGUUUGAAGCACCUAUUAAGAUAGUGUUUCCGCAGGAUCUCUUGACGAACGGGCUGUCGGCAUCUAAUUUUGCCGUACUGGGACUAGGCGAUAUUGUCAUUCCAGGAAUUUUCAUCGCGUUGCUGCUACGCUUCGACAACAGCUUGAAGCGAAAAAGCAAGACAUACUUUUACGCAACAUUCAUCGCGUACUUUAUUGGACUUCUGGCAACGAUAUUCGUCAUGCAUGUGUUCAAACACGCACAGCCCGCUCUUUUGUAUUUAGUGCCUGCAUGUUUAGGCACACCACUUCUGUUAGCGGUGCUCAAAGGCGAUCUGAAGAAACUGUUAGCAUACGAAGACCACCCGGAGGAAAAACCAUCCAAAGAGAAGGCGCCAAAAAAUAGCAACGCAAACGCCGAGAAAACCACACCACCCACGAAAAAAGAAACAAAAAAGAAGGAAGCGAAAAAGUCCAAGUAAAACCGAUCUCAUUCACCCGACAGCCCGGUACCUUCUCCUUUUUUCACUUUCAACCUCGUCCAGGAUUGAUUGUGACCUUGUUUAAAUUCUAUAAGUAUUCACAUAACUGUGGAAGUAAUGAACCUAAAUUCUACAAUCACUUUCGAGUUUGUUAACUGCUCUUUCGUGUAAUAUGAUAGUCCAGCUUAUCAAAAUUAGCGAUAAGAAGAUCAUCGUAAACAAAUCUGACUUGAACUAUGCUAGACAUUUAUUGAGCUUAAUGUGUUUUGCGCGGUAAGCUAUUUUGGGAUGUAAAUUAUUAUAACGAAAUUCAAUUUUGCUUUCAUUGAACCAACCAUUUACUACACUCGCCGUGAAGGAAAUUAAUUCUUUUCCCCCUAACAAUAGUUCGUGCAAAUAACAAUAAAACACCAACAGCACAAACUUACUAGGUUACAGUAGCGCCUUAAUUAACAGCGACAAGUUUUCCUGAGAACAACGCAGACUGGGACUAAUUGACUGAAAACCAAUAUAUUGUUUAAAUGAAACGCGCCGUCGCAUUAUAAUUCACUCCUUACGGGAGGACUGCUUUAAAACGGCAUAACCGACGUGUUAGAAAAAUAACAUCCUAGACAAAUGUGAUACAGCAGCCGUGGGAAGAAUAAAUUGUGGAUACUGCCGGGCAUAAGGGAUGCUAGAAUGUACGACGCAGCUUUGGGAUGUUAAAUACAGAAACGGGAAUAGGGGUUCCAUUGUAUAGAGCUUUCAGACAGCGUAAAUGGAAAGCACUGACGCGAUGUGUGCAAUUCCAAUAAAGUAUUUAAAU
This is a messenger RNA of Anopheles moucheti, 2340 nucleotides long. RefSeq names its product minor histocompatibility antigen H13. The record is from RefSeq and is a predicted model, not a curated record. Gene Ontology annotation, cellular component: membrane; lumenal side of endoplasmic reticulum membrane; cytoplasmic side of endoplasmic reticulum membrane. Bases 297 to 1535 code for a protein of 412 amino acids. Lineage: Eukaryota; Metazoa; Arthropoda; Insecta; Diptera; Culicidae. The transcript is spliced from 2 exons. Gene Ontology annotation, biological process: membrane protein proteolysis. Gene Ontology annotation, molecular function: aspartic endopeptidase activity, intramembrane cleaving.